UCAAUGUUAUGUUCGAAUAUUGUAUAAACAGACAGGCUUCCUGGUAUAUGUAAUAUUUUUUGCACAAUUAAUUCUUAAAUUUUGUGGAUCUGAUUUACAUUAACAGCAACAGAUAAUGGUACAGAGUUGGCAUUGUUGCAGUAUGUGGUGCUAUUGACUAUGUAUAAUUUGAUCAAGUGCAAAACAAAAAUCAGAUGGGACCAAGAAUACGUCUCUGAGGACCCCCACAAAAUAACCCACUGUCCUCAGUUUGGAAACUGCAUGCUAACUAUUUAGAGCAAGGAUCAUGGUGUCCAACAUUGAUUCAGAGUCAUAGGCAUUCCUUUUAUAAAUAUAUUUAGGACACUCUGAUCAAAGAAGAUCAGAUCAGAAGACUGAACUGAACUGUUUUGUAAGGCUCAGCGGAUCAACCACACACCGGGUGUCGCGUGUCAGUGACCACAGCCUGUUGGAAUCUGAGCUGGGGUGGUGGGGGGGUAACCAGUUCGCUGUGCACGGAUCAAGUCCUCCACGUUUGCCAGUGAUAGCAUGUCAUUACUGAUCACACGAGAAGCUCCAGAUAACCGAACAGAGUCGGCAGGUCCAAAGAUGCUCCAGAGACGCAUACUGUAGGCCCCAACUGCAUCUACUGUGCGUAAUGACAGCAUCAGUGUGCCCUUCAGCUUAGCAGCAGGUCUUUUGAGGAGAGCUUGUAUACAGCUGCAAAUCCCCAGUAAUGGCCAUUGACACAUAAAGGAUUCCAGAUCCACUGACAGAGGCAAUAUUAAGGAUACCCAUCUUCCUCGUUUCUGUGGAUCAAAUUUCAACCAGGAUUCCCCUCAGGUAAGAUAGGUUAGGGGCCUUGGUGUCAGUGCCAUUGGAGCAGUGUGCACUGGAGACAAAAGGAGGACUCGGGAUACUCAGGAGAUAUCUGUGCUGAACUGGAGGUCUAAAGAAACUGGGAACAAUGUCUCAUCAGACAGGUAUCCAUGCGACUGCGGAUUUGAGGCAGUUCCUGGUCAAAGCAAGGCAAGGAGCCAUCAGAGUCAUAAAGAUUGUCAUAAGGAGUGAGCAAUUGGUGUUGGGGUCCUACAGAGAGCCCUCUCAGAGCUGGGACCGGGACUAUGACCCAUGUGUUCUGCCUCUGUUGGAUUUGUCGGAGCCAUGCUACAUCCUGUUCCGUCUGGACACGCAGAACCAGCAGGGCUACGAGUGGCUCUUCAUCUCUUGGUCUCCAGAUCAGUCGCCUGUGCGAUUGAAGAUGGUGUAUGCUGCCACUCGUGCCACACUGAAAAAGGAGUUUGGUGGAAGUCACAUCAAAGAUGAACUAUUCGGAACCACGCAAGAGGAUGUGUGUUUUCAGGGUUACCUUCGCCACAUGUCCUCUUCCUCCAGCCCUGGUCCCCUUACUGCAGCUGAGCAGGAGCUCCAUCAGAUCAAAGCCACGGAGGAGGAGCGAAGACGAGUCAGUACUCCGGCUGGGAGAGGAAAGACACAGAUAAGUGUGGAGAGUAAGCCUCUGAAUCUGCAGGGCUUAGCGUUCCCAUUACAGGAGGAAGCUAAACGAGCUUUACAGCUACUCAAACAAAGGCGCAUCAACUACAUCCAGCUUAGGCUGGACACUGAGAGAGAGACAAUUGAGCUGGUCCAUACCAAUCCUACAGAGAUUCGUGAGCUGCCGGCCCGAAUCCCUGCUGAUGCUCCUCGCUAUCACUUCUUCCUGUAUAAACACUCGUAUCAGGGCCAGAGUGUGGAGGCUGUGGUAUUCAUCUACUCCAUGCCUGGGUACAGCUGUAGCAUCAAGGAGCGGAUGCUCUACUCCAGCUGUAAGAACCGGCUGCUGGAGGAGGUGGAGAGGGAUUACUGCAUAGAGAUCAGUAAGAAGAUGGAAAUAGACAGUGGAGAAGGCUUAACAGAAGAGUACCUAUAUGAAGAAGUUCACCCUAAGCCACAGGCCCUGAAACAAGCCUUUGCCAAGCCAAAGGGCCCUACAGGGAAACGGGGUAACAAGCGUCUGAUCAAGGGAGUAGGGGAGAACGGCGAAGAGAGCUAGAACAAAGCUGCGUGAACUGAGACGAAGCCUCCAGAAACGCUCACCUGGAACCUGCUGUCUGACUUCUCUUUCCGUUGUUCUGCCUUCAUUAACACUCAUGUGUUCUUGCUAAAAGUUCUGACACCCACUGUAAUCACAAGGCCACAAAUAUUAAACAAAACCCUCUGAUUAUUUUGCAUAAUAUUCAAAUAAAACUUGUUUCUGUACAUUUAA
Pangasianodon hypophthalmus (striped catfish) is the source of this 2245-nucleotide messenger RNA. It is a transcript of the gene twf2b, whose product is annotated as twinfilin actin-binding protein 2b. Gene Ontology annotation, biological process: regulation of lamellipodium assembly; barbed-end actin filament capping; actin filament depolymerization. Gene Ontology annotation, cellular component: myofibril; actin filament; cytoplasm. Gene Ontology annotation, molecular function: actin monomer binding; actin filament binding. The record is from RefSeq and is a predicted model, not a curated record. NCBI's taxonomy places the organism in Eukaryota, Metazoa, Chordata, Actinopteri, Siluriformes, Pangasiidae.